CUUUGAGGUUGGAGGCGUGCCUUUGGACGUUGUUCUGAAAUGUAUUUGGAGAAAAAAGAAAAAGUCAUUAUUUGGCCGAUUACUCAGUUUAUUGGCCACUCUACGCUAAGUAACCUCUUCAAUAGAAGCGCCGCAAAAUGUUAGAAAUUUGGUGUCACAAAACGGUACACAAGAUCCAUCGAUGACUGCACUCACUGUUCCCGCAGACUAAAGACCCAGAUGUUGGCACCUGGCAAUGGUGUCUUUGGGACCGUCGGAUCUUUUCCCGUUCGCGAGUGCACGCGACGAACUUGAUCAUUAUCAUCUAUCUUGUUUCUUGACAAAGAUACAUGUAGAUCUAAUCGAAGUCAACCACCAUCAUGACAAGCAGACCUGCAACAACGCAACAACCACAAAAGCACUCAAAGGAGAACGAGAAAGCAAGAGUUUCAGAUACCUUUUCACAGAAUAGAAUCGACGAAACAAGAUGACAGAAUGCAGUAUUGGUCACCUGAUGUGGGAAGGAAUGACUACUUCCGGUACAGGACUGGCCAAUGCAUGGAAUACCUGUCUCUUUUUCAUUGGUCUGACCUAUGCUGUCUCAUUAUUGUCGGGCAAUUAUUCUCAAACAGACAAGCUGUGGAGCAUUACUCCAUGGGUUUACGCUGGGAUCUUGGUCAAUGAUACCCGCACACUCCUAAUGGCCUUUGUGGCAACUGCAUGGGGUCUCCGGAUGACCUACAACUUCAGUCGCCGUGGAGGGUAUACAUGGCCACCAUGGUUGGGAGAAGAAGACUACCGAUGGGCAAUACUGAAACGAGGGGACUACAUUGCUGCGCUCAAGAAUCCAUUUGUGUGGCACAUUUUCAACUUUGUCUUUAUCAGUUUCUACCAAAAUGUACUCCUCUUCUUGAUUGCCGUGCCAUCCAUGGUGGCACAUUUGGUGGCCAGUAAUGAGGAGUGUUUUGGUAACAAUCACCCACUCAACUUUUGGGACAUAGUGGCAGCAGUGCUCUAUCUGGCAUUCUUAUUGUUGGAAUCUCUUGCUGACAAUGCUCAGUAUGCCUUUCAGACUGAAAAAUAUCGCUGCAAAAAUGCUGGAGAACCCUUGGAAGGCGAAUACAAGGAUGGCUUUUUGCAGUCUGGUCUUUUUGCCAUUUGCCGAAAACCAAACUAUGCAGCCGAACAAGCCAUGUGGUGUACCUACUACCUCUUUUCAGUUGCAGCCUUGUGGCCAGUGGAAUCACUGAGUUGGACAUCGAAGUGGUUCAAUGCAUCAAUUGUGGGUUGUCUCCUCUUGAUGUCCCUGUUUCAGGGAUCGGGACGGAUGACAGAAUAUGUUACAAUUUCCAAAUAUCCCUCCUAUGUGGAAUAUCAAAAGCAGGUACCACUCUAUUUGCCCAAUCUGCUGGGUAGCAGUAAGAGUAAAUCCACGUAAAUGAUCCUAAGCACAGUUAGUCUACGGUUGCUUUUGAA
This is a messenger RNA of Seminavis robusta, 1455 nucleotides long. Lineage: Eukaryota; Bacillariophyta; Bacillariophyceae; Naviculales; Naviculaceae. The record is from the annotation of a GenBank genome assembly.